UUCAUUCAUUUCCAGCUCUCCCUUUCCAACGUGAUCAUCUUUCUAGCUGUGCGAUCUGUGGGCACCGGCGUAAGCGCAGCGCUGUGUAUCUCUGUUGCUCAUCCAGGGGGAUAUAGGAGACUGGGGCUGGUUGGCUCUAGUGGGGACAGAAUCCUAGAAUAUGUCAAUCUCUCCUCGUUUGGUUUCUGUUAGGACGGGGGGAAGGGGAGCGGCGUGAAGCUGCGUGCAUUCCCUGCUGCGGGGCUGUGCUGGCAGCGGUGCGGUUGGUUUGUUUUUUUCUGCUUGGGAGGGUGGGAAGGAGCUCAGCAGGCCUGGCUCGGGGCCUGCUGGCCCUAAGGAGACCUGUCUGGGCCCAGCCUUUCAUGCUUUGGUCAGUUUGGCAAUGGCAGUGUGUAUCUGUGUGGGGAAAGGAGUGUGUGUAGCAAUGGUGGUACUUGAUGGUACAAUGGUGGAGGAAGACACGGUUUGUCUUUUUCACUGUUGUAUGGAGACACUCAGGUGAGAAAGCGUUGUGCUUUAUGGCACAGUUUCCUUGGGCAAAGGCUGCUUUGGCAGCAGAGGUUUGCUGCCAGGAGGCAUGAAAGCAGUGAAGCAAAUGCUGCCGUGCACUGGGCCCGGAGACAUCAGCUCCCAGCACGUCCCUGGCGGUGGAUGUGUGCACGCUCUGUGUCUGUCAGUGAUUGCUCCAAAGGCUUUGUAGUCAGCUGUGCGUGGCUGUUUUCUUUUUAGGGCGUGGGAACAGAGGGCAACUCGCUGAUGGGAGUGAUGGUGUCCUGCUCGGAAGUGGAUGUGCUGGGUGGCAGAAGAGGAUUCGUGGCCGAGUGUGGAAAAUCUCUCUGCUCCUUCCUGAAGCCCAUAGGACGGUGGAGCCGCUGAAAUACAGUGAGGUGGCCGCAGCUGCCUCUGUGACCUGGCAGAGAGCACAGAUGUGCAUCCAAAGCACCGUGUCCCUGAUCUCCGGCUGCCUGAAGAAUGGCGAGAACGUUGCCAUUGUCCUUAAGGGCAUCGGGGUGCUCCACAUUGACCUUUCAAAUGAAAUUCUACCGCGACUUCCUCGAGAAGCUGUCAGGCAAAGAGAAAUUCAGAAGAGCUCUUCUCAAGGCCCCCUGGCUGCUGGACAUGGUGGCGUCCCGAGCGGCACCGGUGGCCUCCCUGGCGCUCUCUGGCUGCCUUGUCGUCUUUCCCGAUCUGCUGCCAGCGAUAUGCGCAGUGCCUGAAGCCCAAAAGCAGCCGCUGACCUGCCAGCUGCAGGGCCAGGCAGGAACCAAAGGCCAAGAAGACCGGGGCCGAGCGCUGGGAACAAAACGCGUGAGCUUCCGUGAGGAAGACCUGGAAGCGGAAACGUUCCAAGGCCAAGAAUCCAGGCUACCACUGCUGCACUGCGACUCAGUGCAACUUCUCAGGCAGAGGGCUAAGAAGACCAGGCCAGUGCACAAAGAACCUGAGGAGGUGGCUGCAGCAGCAUCUCAGAGUGAGGCCAGCCAGCCUGCAGAGUCCUCCGCCGACAGAGCGGGAGUGCUGCCACCGAUAAACCAAGUAACACAGUCUCCGCAGCGUCAGCCUCCAAACACCAAAGCCCCACCCCGCAGGAAGGCCACCCGCUACCCACGCUGAUGCGGGCAUGGGGCGCCCAGGACUGACAGAGCUCCACUCGAGGCUGCAAAACUGAUGCGUCAAUCCCAUCUGCAUCAUACCUAACAGUAGACCAGGCUGCCCAGGGCCCCAAACAACCUGGCCUUGAACACUGCCAGGGACGCGGCGCCCACAAGCUCUCUGGGCAUCCGCUUCCAGCAUCUCACCACUGGCUCUGGAAAGAACUUCUCCCUGACAUCCAAUCUGAAGGAUUUCUCUACUCAAAACCACUUCCCCUUCUUCUGCCAUCACCUACCACUGUAAAGGUUCGACUGCCCUCCUGUUUGGAGGCUCCCUUUGUAUACUGGAAGGCUGCAAUGAAGUCACCACACCGCCUCCUCUUCUCCAGGCCCAUCAACGAGAUCUAGAGUGAAAUGUAGAGGGGAAAAAGCUGUCAAUAAAGCCUUACCAUCGGCCUAUUCUGUAGAAAUCUCCAGAAUGCCUGUGACAGUGUCAUUGCGUCUUUUCACACCAACUCUUGUGCCGGUGGAGGGGGAAAGAAUUGUGGGAGGGCAUCAGAACAUCUCACAGUGCUUUACUUGAAGCCAAAGGAAAUCCAGCAUCACGGUUGUCUUGUCUGUCAGAGCUUUUCCGCUGCAGGGGAUGACCAAAAAUGAAGUCAGCUUCCAAUUGUUGCGGCAGCUCAGAGCUCUCAGAGGAUACCAGCGGUCUCUGGAGGCCCUUUCCAACUGGAAGAUUGCGGCCUAUAAAGAAUCACAGAAUCAUAGAAUGGCGUGGGUUGAAAAGGACCACAAUGACCAUCUAGUUUCCACCUCCCUCUGCUAUGUGCAGGGUCGACAACCACUAGACCAAAGUGCCCUGUGCCACAUGCAGCCUGGCCUUGAAUGCCUCCAGGGCUGGGGCAUCCACAACCUCCAGGGGCAACCUGUUCCAGUGCCUCACCACCCUCUGGGGGAAAAACUUCCUCCAAAUAUCUCACCUAGACCUCCCCUGUCUCACUUUAAGACCAUUCCCGCAUGUCCUAUCACUACCCCCCCUCGUUACACUCGUACCCCCGCCUCUUUAUACGCUCCCUUCAACUAUUGAAAGGCCACAGUGAGGCCUCCUUAGAGCCUUCUCCAAGCUAAGCAAUCCCAGUUCCCACAUUCUUUCUUCGUAGAAGAGGUGCUCCAGCCCUCUGAUCUUCUUUAGUGGCUGUAUGGGAACUGUUGAGUCCCAUCCUGAAGCGCUGGUUGAUUACCUGGGGAAAAGACCCAGUCAGCUGUGGGAGGACAGGUGAAGGCAAUUCAGCUGUGUGACCACAACGGGUGGAGCCUGGCUGCGCUUCUCUCAGGCCCCAGUUAAGGACUGAAUGCCGCUGGGGAAGGAUCUCUUUCUGGAGGCCCCUCUCUGGUGGAACUUCUUUCUUCAUACCUGGAGUCUUCUGGUAUGUUUGAGUCAUCUUUUUCCCUUCCCUUAUAGCUCCUCUCUAUCCUGCUGAUCUUUCCGUUGUUACACCCCUGGUAAGGCACUUUUUUCCAUCAUAUUUAUCUGCCCAAUUGCUACAUUUGGCAAGCCAGGCAGGUACUUAUUUAUGACGGAUUCUCUUAGAAACAUGAACUCAGAAGACAAAGGAAGUCCAAGACAGAGCAGCAGGUUGGUCCCCUGCGCAGACCUCACUACAUGUAACUGCACACCCGUACACAGCUGUCGAGCUCAUGGAUUUGUUACAACGAUUUAAGCCAAGACCACGAGAGACCAUACCAGCUUGGCUGUUGAGGUUCUGGGACAGGGGAGCGGAAGUGUUGUAAUGAAUGGGCCUGAAAUUUCUCACAUCCGGCUCUCAGACAAACGCUCUAUGCCGCUGUGAUACAUAAUGAUGAAAACCAUUCUCUAAUUCAAUGGCUGAUGGCAGCAGGUAGACUCACAUGGCCAACAAAUGUGAUGUUCCCAUAAAUACGGCUCUAUGGACCUCAGCAUGAGCCUAUUCACCUGCCGGGACCACUCCGGAUUACUAACGUGAGGCAGUAUAGACUCCCAGGGGGGCAAGAUGAAAUCUCAAGAACGGUGCAGGAAGUAGAAAAAGUGGGCAUUAUAAGACCUGCACAUAGCCCACAGAAAUCCCCCGUGCGGCCAGUGAGAAAGUCAGAUGGAACAUGGAGAAGGACGGUGGAUUACAGAGAAUUAAUUAAAUGAGGACACGCUGCCUCUUCACGUGGCCGUUCCCAAUAUUUCCUCCCUAAUGGACACAUUGAGUAGGGAGAUGAAAACCUAUCACUGUGUCCUAGACUUGGAAAACGCGUUCUUCAGUAUUCCAAUUGCUGAGGAAUCGCAAGACCACUUUGCAUUUGUGUGGGGAGACAGGCAGUGGACCUUUCAGGUCCUGCCACAGGGGUACGUGCAUUCGCCAACAUAUUGUCAUCAUCCAGGAGCGCGUGACCUGGCUAGCUGGGAAAAACCGAAUCGUGUUUGCUUCUCUCAUUCUACAGAUGAUCUCCUGUUGACAUCUGUCUCACUGGAGGCAGUAGGGUAGGCGGCAGAUUCACUAUCUAUCUAUGUGCAAGAAAGAGGAUGGGCUAUAAAUCCUUAGAAGGUGCAAGGUCCGGGCCUGUCCCUAAAAUUCCUUGGGGGGGGUUUUGGUCAGGAAAGAUGGAAGACCACCCAGUGCUCUCAUAGGUAAGGUUCAGGCAUUCCCAGAGCCUACAGCACCCAAGCAGCUGCAGCAGUUCUUAGGUAUACUGGGAUAUUGGCAUUCCUUUAUUAUAGCUCAUUUAGCGCAGCUGCUGAGGCCAUUACACAGACUCAUGAAGAAGGGGCAACAAUGGGACUGGAGGAGAAGGGAGGACGAGGCUUUCCAACGGGCAAAACUGGCAGUGAAACAAGCCCAGGCAUGGGGUAUAUUUGAUCCUACCCUCCCUGCUGAGUUGGACGCUCAUGUCACUCAGGAUGGCUUUGGCUGGGGCCUGUGGCAAUGCCAGAGUUGUGUUUGGACCCCCAUUGGAUUCUGGUCUCAGGUCUGGCACGGAGCAGAAGAAAGAUGUAGUAUGAUUGAAAAACAGUUAUUGGCUGCCUACUCUGCACGGCAGGCGGUCGAGACAAUAACUCAAACAGCUGAAAUUAUAGUUAAGGCCACUUUGCCAAUUAAGGGGUGCGUAAGAAGAUCUGAGCCCUUAAGAUGGGGGUGGCCCAAGCACAAACGGUGGCACGAUGGCUCACCUGUCUGAGCCAGAGGAGCAGUCUGUCUUCAUCACCGCUGAAAGAAGAAUUCCCGAAGAUCCUAGGCCCAGUGACGUAUCACAGCGAUGCACCAAAACAAACACUGGUCGCUCCACCACAGAAGAGUCCCAUCCAGGAGGGGAAAUAUCUCAUUCCUGAAGAUGCCAGCUAUACACAUGGGUCUAGCAAGGGCAACCCGAGCAAGUGGACAGCGAUAGCAUACCGUCAAUCCACUGAAACAACCUGGUGUGAAGAGGGCGAUGGGCAGAGUAGCCAAUGGGCAGAACUGCGAGCCGUGUGGAUGGUUAUAACCAAGGAACCCGGUGAUGGGGUCCUGAACAUCUGCACAGAUAGUUGGGCUUUGUACCGGGGGCUCACUCUUUGGAUUGCACAGUGGGCCACCCAGGAAUGGACUAUCCACGCCCGACCAAUCUGGGGCACAGAUGACGUGUGGAAAUCAGACCCUAUAGCCGAUAAGGAUAUAGAGCAGGCAUGUGUUUAUUGGUGACGCGCGUACACCCUGGUGCAAGGGGGAUCACUCCACCUAACUUGCACACCGUCCGAAGAAAUCACGCUAUAGAUAUUGGUCAAACUAAUACAUAAUCAAUAGUUGACAGGAAUUUGGAUACAUAUUCACUACAGUCCCGAGAGCCCAUUAGCAAACAGUCCCUGCCCCGCCUUGCGCGUGCGUGGUAGGUCGUGAUGAUGAAGGCUCGCAGUCUUCCUCGCUGCAAACUUCUGACCCUGAAGGGGGGGCAUCCCCAGAACCGGUUCCAGCUUGCACUUCAGACAUCAGAACAUAAGAUGGACCUGCACCAAACACCCGCACGCAUCCAGUAACACCACCGAGCACUGGCCCAUGAGAGGACCUGAACUUCAACCGCAAACCAAUCAUCAAUACUCUUAGAUUGUGUCAACCUGCAGAGCCACAGGCAACGGUAUAAGCGUCGUGGUGUGCUGGAUCUCUGUAUUAGGGAAGGCUUACCCUCCAGCUGACUCCAUCAUUGGUUCACGCUGUAAAGAGAUGGAGAAUGGGAUUUCCUGACUUCCUGGUAAAGCCUGCAGCUGAUGCGGCAGCUCAGACCUGGGGCAGUCCCCAGGUCGCAGCUCCUGAAGCUUCCAUUGCCAUUUUGCUCAGUGAUACACGCUCUACAGACAGCGCCUGCCAAACCCAUUCUCAGGUCACUCAAUGGGGGAGAACCGUUGUUCUCUCCCACCUGCAAAGAACUGUCUGAGCCUUGUACGUUGCUGCCUUGUUAAGUGUCAUCUACUCCAGUUUUCCUUGGGCAAACUGCACCAAAACAAUUAGUCCAGGAGAAUUAUCCACAGCUGCUUGGAACGAUGCAAAACAAUCACUCCCUCUCUUUCUACAAGGAAUAAUCCAAGCCCGGAGCAGACAAACUCAAUCAAUUACAUAUUUCCAUCCUCUUUUGCUGGUACCCAUGUCUCAGGACAGUAGCACUGCUGAGUUAGGCUCUGCCUUGCUCUCUUGAAUUCCCUGUUCCCUUAUGGCCCUAGCUCAACAGCCUAGCAGCCUCUGUUUCUCACCGGCUGCACUCACAGCCUGUCCUUUCCCCUUCCCCCUCCUCCAAACUCAUUCAGAUCUUUCCCACUUGGCUGCAAGGGCCAGCUUGCAUCUGGCAUCUCUAGCAAGGGGCGUUCCUUUCUCCCGAGGUCAUGAGAAUGGUCCUUCAGAUGGAGAAAGUGCCGAGGAUGGAAAAAGGGGUUGGGAAAAUGGCCCUGAGGGAGUCCUGCUCCCAGGUGCAUGGUGGGCUGAUUACACAGCCACACUGUGAAGCCCUCCAUACUCAUUCCCAUGAAAGAGCACUGGGGAUACACAAAUCACCACCAUACCACUCUGUCAGACGUUUGCUUUAUUUUUCUCUAGAGCUUUCCAUAUGCUUAGAAAACAAGAAGGAUUUCUGUACAGAUAGAAAGCCGAGGCUGAUGGGAAUCCGUGACCCCGGUGGUUGCUUCAGGUCAGGGCACCGAGAGGAAGGCAGCAACUCCUAUUCCUCUCUUCAUCCCUUGCCUACUCCCAUACCAGCAGAAGAGUUUUGCUCCUAAGCAUCUCCAGAGGAAAGAGAUCGCGGAUGGGCCCCCACUGUCCCUCUUCCGUGCAUUUUCCGGCGGAGGACUCCUCAGGCUAGCUGGCCUCACCCUGAGAUGAUGAUGCUGCCAUCUCCUCAGGUUCUUUCUGCCUGCUCUUCUCAGUCCUCUGCCUGACAAGUUUGACAGAGUCGCAAGCCACAAGUGGCAGCCUGGAUGGGUGGCCUUGGGACUCCAUGGACAGGCUGGAAUGAGCCCUUGAGGAAGAUCUUGAAUCUUUGAUGAAAGCUGUUGUCUGCCUCAAGGUAACCUGAGGGAGCGAGGCCUUGGCUUUCAGAACUUCAGCAGUGCACCCACACGAUGGGCUUCUACCGCUUCUCGUUCUUCCUCAUGGAAGCAAAUGCGUUUGGUUUCCAGCGCUCGGCCCCGGUCUUCUUGGCCUUUGCUUCCUGCCUGGCCCUGCAGCUGGCAGGUCAGCGGCUGCCUUCGGGCUUCAGGCACUCCGCAGAUCGCUGGCAGCAGACUGGAAGGACAGAGCGGGAGGGGUCCGCCUGAGUGGGUGAUGGCUUUGGGGCCGCAUCCUGCAAGCCGGAGCCAGGACCCUUGGCUGCAACACAGCCUUCCCCACAGACAGCUCACCGGCAGCCCCGUGGCUCUCCCCCGUGGGAUCCAGAGAGGGGCCAGCCCUGUGAGCUGGGGGGCUCCUGGCGUCCCCAGCCCAGCACUGUUGGGCAGCCACAAACAGGGACCCUCUGGGCUUAGGGGAUGGGCUCUCGUUGGGUCAGUAAAUCACCCCCAUGCACAUGCCAAGCCAGAGCCUCCAGCCUCACCUGAAUGUAGAGCUGUCCUUCCGCAGCAAGCUCCUUAUCUUUCUGAAUUCUCCUGCAUCUAUCCUUGCUCAAGCAGUUGAUGAAGGAUUGUGCCGGCAAAUCU
Gallus gallus (chicken) is the source of this 7770-nucleotide messenger RNA. RefSeq lists its product as uncharacterized. Lineage: Eukaryota; Metazoa; Chordata; Aves; Galliformes; Phasianidae. The transcript has 4 exons. The coding region runs from base 973 to 1614 and encodes 213 amino acids. The record is from RefSeq and is a predicted model, not a curated record.